CAAUGGUAGCGUUUGGUUUCGUUGCGUUAGAAAAAUUUCUGGCGCCAAUUGUGGAGAAUCGAUGUAAAUAAGCGAUCUUAUGCAAACGACGUCAACAUGCCUGCGUUUUUGAAACAUAUCGAGGUGGACAAUUUCAAAUCUUAUAAAGGGAAACUUAUUAUCGGCCCCUUCAAAUCGUUUACAGCCGUAGUUGGACCAAAUGGCUCAGGCAAGUCGAAUUUAAUGGAUGCUAUCAGUUUUGUAAUGGGAGAGAAGACGAGUAGUCUGCGAGUCAAGAGAUUCAACGAACUAAUUCAUGGAGCGUCGAUAGGAAUGCCAGUUGCUAGGAGUGCUUCCGUGAUGGCAGUUUUUGGGUUAGAAGAUGGCACUGAAAAGAGUUUUAUGCGAUCGGUUCAAGGCUCAUCUUCGGAGCACCGAAUUAAUGGCGGAGUUGUUACUAGCCAAGUUUACUUAAAUGAAUUGGAGCACCUUGGAAUCAAUGUCAAGGCAAAGAAUUUUUUAGUAUUCCAAGGUGCGGUCGAAUCGAUAGCUAUGAAGAAUCCAAAGGAGAGGACCGCACUUUUUGAAGAAAUCAGCAAUUCAGGUGCACUAAAAACAGAGUAUGAAAGGUUAAGAUUAGAAAUGUUGAGAGCUGAAGAAGAAACACAGUUUUCGUAUCAAAAAAAGAAAGGAAUAGCUGCAGAGAGGAAAGAAGCUAAAUUAGAAAAAGAAGAGGCUGAGAAAUAUCAACGUUUAAAAGAAGAAUAUAUGGAAAAACAAGUUGAGUUACAAUUAUUCCGUUUAUAUCACAAUGAAAAGGAUAUUGAAAAUUUGGAAGUUGUCCAAAAGAAGAAGCAAAAUGAUGUAAAAAAAUUAGAGAAGAAAAGGGAGAAGGUAGAUGAGGUGUUAAAAGAUAAAAAAAAGGAAUCAGGUAAGUUGUCUAGAGAACUGGCUAAAAUUGAACAAGAUAUUAGAGAAGUGGAGGUGGAGAUCACUAAGAAGAGGCCAACAUUCAUAAAGGCUAAAGAACGUGUUGCACAUAUGCAAAAAAAGGUUGAGUCUGCUCGCAAGUCUUUAGCUCAAGCUCGUAUAGCCGAUGAAGCUCACAAGAAAGAUAUUAAUGAGCUGCAAGAAGAACUACGUCAAGUUGAGAAAGCAAAAGCAGAAUAUGAAGCAAGCAUCUCGGGUCAAUCGCUGUCUCAAGGAAGAGACGUUCAAUUAGAGGAUGAACAGGUACGAGAGUACAAUCGUUUGAAAGAAGAAGCUGGGAAACAGUCUGCCCGAUAUCUCCAACUUCUUGAUUCCAUUAACAGAGAACAAAAGUCAGACCAAGACAGACUCGACAAUGAAGGUCGAAAAAAGAUUGAGAUUGAAAAUAAACAUAAACAAAAAGGCCACAUGAGAGAUGAAGCUGUAAAACGUGUGGAAAAAUUGGAAGAGCACAUUCGUACUUCCGAAGCUGCUUUGGAAGAUCAAAAGAAACUAAGAGCUGAUUUACAGGCUGAUGUUGGUACAUCCAAGGAUAAAAUUCAAAAAAUUCAAAGAGAAUUGGAAAGAAUCUCUGAACAAUUAGGUGAUGCUAAAGUUGAUAAACAUGAAGUCUCCAGAACUAAAAAGAAGACAGAAAUUGUUGAAAAUUUCAAGCGACUCUUCCCUGGCGUGUACGACCGCAUGUACAAUAUGUGCGAGCCAAUUCACAGUCGAUAUAAUGUCGCUAUUACUAAAGUUCUCGGAAAAUAUAUGGAAGCUAUUGUCGUGGACACUGAAAAAACAGCUAGACAAUGUAUUCAGUAUUUAAAGGAGCAAUUCCUUGAACCAGAAACAUUUUUACCCUUGGAUUAUAUUCAAGCAAAACCAUUGAAGGAACGACUAAGGAAUAUCCAAGAGCCAAAAAAUGUAAAAUUAUUGUACGAUGUUCUUCAUUUUUCUCCAAAGGAUAUCGACAGAGCCGUUUUAUUUGCGACAAAUAAUGCCCUGGUUUGUGAAACUCCGGAAGACGCUAACAAGGUUGCUUACGAAAUGGACAAAAAGGCCAGAUACGAUUGUGUCGCAUUGGAUGGAACUUUCUACCAGAAAGCUGGAAUUAUUUCAGGUGGCAGUUUGGACUUAGCGAAGAAAGCUAAAAGAUGGGAUGAAAAACAAAUGUCUCAACUGAAAUCUCAAAAGGAAAAAUUGACAGAAGAAUUGAGAGAUUCUUUAAAAAAAUCUCGCAAGGAGUCGGAAUUAAAUACAGUCGAGUCACAAAUUCGGGGACUCGAGACUCGCUUGAAGUAUAACAAAAGUGACUUGACCGUGACGAAGAAGCAAAUCGCUGAACUUGAAGCGGAACUGGAAUCCCUCCAAAGUGAUUUGGACAAGUUUGGACCUACAAUAGCCGCAAUAGAGAAAACCAUGGCUGAGAGGGAUCAAGAAAUUCAAAAUAUUAAAGAGAAAAUGAAUAACGUUGAAGAUGACGUGUUUGCAAAUUUUUGUGAACAAAUUGGUGUUACCAAUAUCCGACAAUACGAAGAAAGAGAAUUAAGAUCCCAGCAAGAAAGAGCCAAAAAGAGGAUGGAAUUCGAAAAUCAAUGCAAUCGUAUCUAUAAUCAACUAGAUUUUGAGAAGCAACGAGAUACGGAAAGCAAUGUUUUGAGGUGGGAACGUGCCGUUCAGGAUGCAGAAGACAAGUUGGAAUCAGCCCGUCAAACGGAAUCAAAUCAGAAAGCUGAAAUUGAUAACGACGAAGCCCAAAUGGAACAACUCAAAUCCGCUCGUAAUAGUAAAAAAGUAGAAGUUGAUCAAAAAGAAGAGGAAAUUGGGAAAUGUAAACGAGAAAUUAAUGCCAUCACCAAGGAUAUUCAAGCGGCGCAAAAACAGCUCAACGUUAUCGAGUCUAAAAUUGAACAGCGAAAGGCUGAACGACAUGCUAUUUUGAUGAAUUGCAAGAUGGAAGAUAUUGCCAUUCCUAUGCUUCGAGGUAAUAUGGAAGAUAUAGCGGGCGAAGCGACUAUAACGGCAAGUAGCGAUUCGAACAACGAAUCAAGCCUGAGUACAAAUCAAAUGUACGAGCGCGAAAGUCUCAUACAAAUCGAUUACGCUCUUUUGCCCGACAAUUUGAAGGAUAUCGAUGAAGACGAUACCAAGAAGAUCACCGACAAGUUGAAUAAAACUAUCAAUGAUCUUCAAGGCACGAUUCAGCGAAUACAAGCACCAAAUAUGAAGGCGAUCCAAAAACUAUAUCUAGCAAAGGAAAAACUCCAAGAAACGAACGAGGAGUUCGAGCAAUCUCGGAAAAAGGCGAAAAAAGCAAAAACGCAGUUUGAAAAAGUAAAAAAAGAAAGGCAUGACCGGUUCAUGGCUUGUUUCGAACACGUUGCUAAUGAAAUCGAUCCAAUAUAUAAGAGUUUAGCGAAAAAUCAGUCCGCCCAGGCGUUUUUGGGACCAGAAAAUCCGGAGGAACCUUACUUAGAUGGUAUCAAUUAUAAUUGCGUCGCGCCUGGGAAACGAUUUCAACCAAUGUCGAAUCUUUCCGGAGGAGAGAAGACAGUGGCUGCUUUGGCUCUCUUGUUUGCCAUUCACAGUUUCCAACCAGCACCCUUCUUCGUCCUGGAUGAAAUUGAUGCAGCUUUGGAUAACACGAAUAUCGGAAAAGUUGCCAGUUAUAUUCGCGAUAAAACGAGCUCCUUGCAGACGAUUGUUAUCUCGUUGAAAGAAGAAUUCUAUUCGCAUGCCGAUGCACUUAUUGGAAUCUGUCCUGAUGUUGGAGAAUGUCUAGAGAGCAAAGUAUUAACUCUCGAUCUUACCACGUACCCACAGUACACAAAUUAACAACAUCGGUGUAGCAUUGCGCAAUCGUUCAAUUAUUACCAAUUUCAUACCGAAAUGACCAAGGUUUCUGACGUUAAAUUAAUCAAAAUCGUAGAAUUCCCUGUUACCUAUUACUCAUUACGAUUAUUUAUUACAUGAUAACGAUAACCUUGUACUUCACUUGUCAAGGAUGUCGUCGGUAUGAUUUUUAAUCUAUCGUCCAAUCGGUUUACCGGUUUCUAUCUCUAUAAAUUUUAAUGAGCAUGAUAAGCGACGAUUUAUAUUUCCCUUUUAUAAGAUUAGGGCUAAGGAACCUAUUUCAAUAACAAGGACAAACUAAGAUUACGGCUGAGAUUUUUUGUUAAUGCUUUUGAAAAUUCCGAGAAUUUAAUCACGAAUCAAGUUCAAAAAAGUUGGCCAAUUCUGUGUCAGGUGAUGCAAACACAAUUUCGAACUAGAACAUUAGUUCCGUGGAUACAAUAAUUUACAUACGGGAUGUAUAUUAAAUGAUCUAUUUUAUUUACGAUCAGUAGAAUUAUCUUGAUAUAAAACCAGGAAGGUUGACUCGUCGAGCAAGGAGACGAUUCAAGCGAACCUUUAUUGUUGCUAAAAGCGAACGUUAUAAAUUAAUUUAGUCUCUGAGAUGAGCAGGAUGCGUACUUAUCCUUCCGCUAAUUAAAAGAAUUUCAUUUCCGAUGGGGCUAUUUCUUUGACUCGACUUUACGUGCAACGAUGGAGGUUCGCCUGCGGAGCAAAGUACCGUCACAUAUUUUUACCGAAUAUUGUCUUAACAUUAAAAGCUGACUCGUAGAUCGGUACUGUGCCUAAAUCGAUAUCUGUAAUAUUAGAUCGCUCUCCUACCGGUAUACAAUUUUCUAAAGCUCGUCUUGAUCCUCGUCAUUGGUCGACCGACUUUUCGGUACCGCUAUAAAUUACGCCGGAUGCUUGUAAAGAUGAAAGUUUAAUAUGAACAUUGCUACCCGAUUAAGUUUUAUGUAAUAUCUUUGAAUAAAAAGGAAAGGUGUUUCGUAAACGUA
Molecule: messenger RNA, 4802 nt
Organism: Orussus abietinus
Lineage: Eukaryota; Metazoa; Arthropoda; Insecta; Hymenoptera; Orussidae
Gene: SMC1
Product: structural maintenance of chromosomes protein 1A
Exons: 19
Coding region: 97-3786 (1229 amino acids)
Biological process (GO): sister chromatid cohesion
Cellular component (GO): cohesin complex; chromosome; nucleus
Molecular function (GO): DNA binding; ATP binding; protein binding
Source: RefSeq, a predicted model, not a curated record